GAAACCCAGGAAGAAGAAGAACAGAAGAAAGGAAUGCAAGCAAUGGAGCUCAAGCCCAGCAUUAUCACCCUCCUCUUCCUCUUCUUCAUCUUGUCACUACCCAACUCAUCUCAAGGACUAGUAACAGUUGGACCCAAUUCUGCAAUUUUAGAAUCAGAGAUUUAUGAGAUUGAUUACAGAGGCCCCGAGACCCAUUCAAAUGUUCCUCCCCCAGAUCGAUCAGGAUUAGGUGGUCGUGGAAGACCUUUUGUUCAUUACCAUGAUCCAAGAAGAGCUAACGAUGGAAUUGAAAAACCAUAAACGGAUAGGGAAGAGAAACUACAUACAAUUCUACUACUUGAUUGCUUGGACCAGAGUUACUACCAUUACUACUACUCUAUUUCAAUGUUUCAAAUAUGGGAAAUUGGGAAGAAAUAAAUAGAUGGACACUGCAGAAACAAAUUCCAUCUAUGAUUUUAUAUGUAAUACUCUCAUCUUUAUCGUUCUUGUUUAUGUAAAUGAGGAUUAUAUGAAAUGUCAAAGUUUGA
This is a messenger RNA of Telopea speciosissima, 527 nucleotides long. RefSeq lists its product as uncharacterized. Lineage: Eukaryota; Viridiplantae; Streptophyta; Magnoliopsida; Proteales; Proteaceae. Bases 34 to 300 code for a protein of 88 amino acids. The transcript has 3 exons. The record is from RefSeq and is a predicted model, not a curated record.